AUGAACCAAUUCCAAGGUCAAUAUCCAAAUCCUGGAAUGAAUCUACCGCCGUCUCAAAAUAAUGGACCAGUUCCACAAUCGUACCAAGGAGAUAAUAAUCAUCAGCAAUCAUUAUCUGCUUCAUUUGGGCAGAUGAAUUUACAAGGACAACAACCUCAAAAUUCUAUACCAUCUCCACCACAGAUGAAUCAAUUUAAUCAAAAUGUACCAUUUACAAAUAAUCAACCUGAUUUUAACAAUAAACAAAUGAGUGGACAACAGCUAAAUAAACCACCAACAAUGUUUCAAGGAAUGCCACCUUCUAAUUCACCAUUCUCAAAUCCUUCACAGGUACCUUUUAAAGGUUUUCAAAAUUCAGGAAAUAAUAUGGAUUUUAAUGAACAAAAACCACCAUUUGGAGGUAAUCAAUUGCCAACAGGUCAAGAAAUGCAAAAUUAUAAUAAUCAGAUUCAACAAAAUUUAAAUAAUGGACCACCAAUUUUAACGAAUAAUCCUCCAAGUAAUGCUAAACCUGUCUUUCCAAUACAACCUAAAUUUGGAAAUAUGCCAAUGAUGCCACCAGGUAUUCAACAACAAAAUCUUGGACCAAAUCAACCACCAGGUAAUCUAAAUAUGAAUACACAAGAUAAUGCUCCACCAAUGGGUAUGCAUGAAACAUCAUUUGGAGGGCAACAACAAUCAGAAGGAUUAUCACAAAUGGGAAUGGCAGGACAAUUUGGUGGUAAACCGCCAUCUAUGCCACCGAUGGAAGGACAAAAUUCUAUAUCUGGACCACCAUCCACAAUUCAAUCUGGAAUACCAGGACAACAAAGAUUAUCAGGGCCACCAACAACUAUAAAUCAAGGAAUACCAGGACCAGUUCCAACUGGUUUACCAGGAACAUCAGGAGAACCUCAAAUGGGACAACAAGGUUCAUUACAAAUGGGAAUGCCAGGAGGUUCACAAAUGCUACAACAGGGUCCACCACAAAUGGGAGUACCAGGAGGGUCUCAAAUGUCACAAGCAGGUCCACCAUCAAUGGGAAUGCCAAAUCAACCACCAAUGGGACCACCAGGUGGACCACAAAUGGGAAUGCCAAAUCAACCACCAAUGGGAGCACCAGGAGGACCUCAAAUAGGAAUGUCAAAUCAACCACAAAUGGGACCACCAGGAGGACCACAAAUGGGAAUGCCAAAUCAACCACCAAUGGGAGCACCAGGAGGACUUCAAAUGGGAAUGCCAAAUCAAUCACCAAUGGGUCCACCAGGAGGACCUCAAAUGGGUAUGCAAAGUCAACCACCAAUGGGAAUGCCAGGUCAACCACCAAUGGGAAUGCCAGGACAACCACCAAUGGGAAUGUCAGGCGGACCUCAAAUGGGAAUUCCAGGAGGAGCACAAAUGGGAAUGCCAGGUCAACAAUUAAUGGGAAUGCCAGGACCACCAGGUAUGAUGGAUUCAAUGCAACAAAAACAACAAAGACUUGAUCCAGAACAAAUGCCAAGUGCUGUUCAAGUUCGUGAAGAUGAUAAAAUUGCUAAAACUGGACCAUUUCCAACUGGUUAUCCAACUGCAGAAUUACCACCACUUGUAACAACAGACUACAUUGCACAAGAUCAAGGAAAUUCAAGUCCACGUUUUAUACGUUCAACAAUUUAUGCUGUUCCUCAAACAAAUGAUAUGUUAAAAGUUUCACAUGUACCAUUUGUUGUUUCUUGUACACCAUUUGCUAAACCAAUGUCAAAUGAAUAUAUACCACCAAUAGUUAAUCUUGGUGAACUUGGUCCAGUUAGAUGUCAAAGAUGUAAAGCAUACAUGUGUCCAUUUAUGCAAUUUAUUGAUGGUGGUAGGAAGUUUAAAUGUCCAUUUUGUGAAGCCUCAACUCCUGUUGUUGAUGAAUAUUUUGCUCACUUAGAUCAUACAGGAAGAAGAACAGAUAUUGCACAUCGUCCAGAGUUUUGUCUUGGUUCAUAUGAAUUUGUUGCAACAACCUCAUAUUGCAAAAAUAAAGUGUUACCAAAAGAACCUGCCUUUAUAUUUAUGUUAGAUGUUUCUUAUAAUGCAAUUAAAAGUGGUCUUGUUAGAACAUUUUGUUCAAAUUUAAAAAAUUUUUUAUCAAUGUUACCUAAAGAAUCAUAUCAAGAGAAGUCAACACUUCGUGUUGGUCUUGUUACCUAUGAUCAUACAUUACAUUUUUAUAAUUUAUCUUCUAAAGCUAAAAAAACUGAAAUGACAAUUGUAAGUGAUCUUGAAGAUGUCUUUGUACCAUUUGUUGAUGGUUUUUUGGUUGAUGCAUCAGAAGCUGAAGAAAGUAUUCAAAAAGUUUUAGAUGAAAUACCAAAAUUAUUUGGUAAUACAAAAAUAACUGAUACUUGUUUAGGACCUGUUGUUCAAGCUGGUUUAGAUGCUUUGAAAUCAUCUGAUAGAAGUGGAAAGAUUUUUGUCUUCCAUACUUCUUUACCAACAUUAGAAGCUCCAGGUAAAUUAGUUAAUCGUGAAGAUAGAAAAGUUUUAGGUGGAGAAAAAGAAAAAGCUGUAUUAAGUCCUAAUGGUGAUUUUUAUACAAAAUUAGGUGAAGAAUGCACAAAGAAUGGUGUAUGUGUUGAUUUAUUCCUUUUCCCAAAUGCUUUUAUUGAUGUUGCUUCAAUGGCACCAUUAGUUUCAAUUUCUGGAGGACAUUUAUAUAAAUAUCAAUAUUUUGAUGCAUCAAAAGAUAGUGAAAACUUUUUAAUAGAUUUUAAGAAUGCUAUUAGUCGUGAGACAGCAUUUGAUGCUAUCAUGAGAAUAAGAACAUCAACUGGUUUACGUGCUACCACAUUUUAUGGACAUUUCUUGAUGCAAAAUUCAACUGAUAUGGAAUUUGGUGCUAUUGAUUCAAAUAAACAAGUUAUGGCUGAAAUAAAGUAUGAUGAUAAAUUACCUCCAAAUGAACCAUGUUAUAUACAGGCAGCUAUUUUAUAUACAAGUUGUUCAGGACAAAGAAGACUUCGUAUUCAUAAUUUAUCUCUUACAACAACUAUUGAUUUUUCAAUAAUUUAUAAAGCUAUUGAAGCUGAUACUUUUGUCGCAUAUCUUUAUAAAAAUGCUGAACGUAUUGUUAAAGAAAAAAUUCCAAAAGACAUGAAAGAACAAACAAUUAAUUUAUGUGCACAUGUUUUGGCAACUUACCGUGAUAAAUGCUCUGAUAAUCCACCAAUUGGUCAAUUAAUUUUACCUGAAUGUCUUAGACUUUUACCAUUAUAUUUAGGUAGUAUUAUUAAAAAUGAUGGUUUAGCAGGUGGAGCUGAUUUAACUGUUGAUAAUAGAGCAUGGCUUAUGCAAUUAAUUCCUGGUAUGAGAACAGAAGAAAUUAUGAGAAUUUUGUAUCCACGAAUUAUUCCAGUUACAGGAGUUAGUGUAGAAAAUGAUAAUGAUGAAUUUUUCAUGCCAAGUGAAAUUAGAGCCUCAUAUGAAUAUUUGAAGAAAGAAGAAGCUUAUUUAAUAGAAAAUGGUGUUAAUAUAUUUUUGUGGAUUGGACAACAAGUUUCUAAUGAAUGGAUUCAAGCUAUAUUUAAUGUUCCAAAUAUUCAACAAGUUGAUAAUGAAACUCAUACUAUUCCUGAACGUGACAAUCCUCAAUCUCGUGGUCUUCGUAAGGUAGCAAAAAUAAUUACAAAUGAAAUUCUUCGCCAUACUAAAAUUACAAUCAUCCGCCAAACGGAUCCUCUUGAAGCAUGGAUGAAGAGAUUUUUAGUUGAAGAUCGUUAUGCAGGUCAAGGUGGUUCAUACGUUGACUCAUUAUGUACUCUUCAUCGCGAAAUUCGUUCCAUCUUGUCAUAA
Molecule: messenger RNA, 3795 nt
Organism: Strongyloides ratti
Lineage: Eukaryota; Metazoa; Nematoda; Chromadorea; Rhabditida; Strongyloididae
Product: Sec24CD ortholog
Exons: 2
Coding region: 1-3795 (1264 amino acids)
Biological process (GO): endoplasmic reticulum to Golgi vesicle-mediated transport; intracellular protein transport; COPII-coated vesicle cargo loading
Cellular component (GO): COPII vesicle coat; endoplasmic reticulum exit site
Molecular function (GO): SNARE binding; zinc ion binding
Source: RefSeq, a predicted model, not a curated record